AUGAGCAAUGAAAUAAAUGAACAGUCUGUUCUGUAAGAAAAAGAAAAUAAUUAAAAUGAUAAAAGAGAGGAAGAAAGAUUAAAAUAGAUUCAAAAUAUUGUAAAAGUCAAUACUAAAGAGUUAGAUAGUUAUCUUCAACUAAAUUUUUUUUAAAAACAUGGAAAUGAUAUAAUAAAAAUAAGUGAAUCUUUAGAAGAAUACUAAGGAAUAAUAAGGGAUUCAAUUAAGCAAAAUUACAAAAGAGGAUACGUGAUCUGGAUAAAUUUAAAGGGAUUAGUUUUUACAUUGAUAUACUUAUUAUCUAAAAUAGACUAUACAUUUUAAAUUGACAUAUAUGACAAAAUUUCAGAGAUUAAAUAGCUCAUUUUCAAUAAUUUUUGGGCUUCUGAAAUUUAGGAGUUGGAAGAGUAUUAGAUUUUAAAAUUAUGUUUAGUUAUUUUAAUAUUUUAAAGAUAAGCAAGUUCUAUAAAUGAUAUAAUAUUUGAAUAUGAUAAUUAUAAGGCACUUCUUUAGGAGUAAUUUGAAGUAAAUGUUCUAUAAAAAUAGUAUAAUUACAGUUGUCUUUAUUUGUAUAAGAUUUACACUGCUGUUGCAUUUUCUAUGUAAUACAAAAAAUAUGAUAUAAAAGAAAGAGAAAAGGUAUUUGAUCUUGGUUUGAAGAUCUUUUAAUACAUAUAAAUUAAUAAUUUAAAUUAGCAAUAUAUAUUAGAAGAAAAAGAUGAAUUUAAGUGGGUUCAUUGCUAUUUCGAGUUUCUUUAAAAAUAUUUUAAAUUAUUACAGAAUUUAGAUGGAAAAUAGCAAAAAGCUUUUGAACUAAUUUGGAACUCACUUAAACUCUUAGAGAUAAUGAGUAAAAAGCUGAAUUAGGAUUAUUAUUUAAAGAUUAAACAAAGUUUUUAGAAGUUUUAGUAGCAAAUUUAAAGCAAAAUCAAAGAUGAAAUGGUAUAAAACGAAUAUUUGAUUGAGAGGGAUAGCUAAAAUUAAAGUUAUAGUUUAUAGUCUAAUCAGGAUGGGGAUUAAAUAAAAAAAAUCUAAUCAGCUUAAAAUUAGCAUAACGAUAACUAUAAUAAAGAAAGCAGCAAUAAAAAUAUUAAAUUAUCUCUAGAAAGUAUACAAAAAUAUUCAAAGCAAUUGGCUUUAAAAAAAUUUUCAGCCUUACCAAAAAAAGAUUAAUAGAGCCCAUUAAAAUAAAAUAGCUUCAGCCAAAUAAAUCUACUUGCAUAAAGAAAAAUAGCAUAGCAAAAUGAAUAAAGACUUAAAACAGCAUUUUCAAUUGGUUCAAAAGGGAAUUUACAAACACAAGUUAGCUUUUAGUAGCUAGGUAUAGGAAGCCACUCUAAAUCAUAGAAUAAAAUUAAGACUUAAGAGAAUCUAGCAAACGUGACUUUUUAGAUAGCAGAUAUUGGAAAAAGAGUUAUGACGAAUUAAAUUUAGCUUGAAGGAGCAGCAAAUGAAGAAAUAGAAUAAAAAACAUAAAAUAAUAUUUUAUAAUAAAUGGGAUUUAACACAACAAAUACAUAUCAAAAUAAGAAAACCAGCUCUCUAAAAGAUUUACUUAAUCAGAUUCAUGAUUGUAAAAAGAAUAAAAACGACAUCAACUAAGAGAGUCAAAGCCCUCUAAAGCUCUCAAAUAGCAAAUAUGAAAGAAUUAGAGCUUCUAGUGGAGGUGGAAGCGAAACAAAUAAAGCAUUAAAUCCUAAUGAAUCUAUGAAAUCUAACUUAAAUACUUUAGACUAAUAUUAAAGGAACAAUUUUGAACAUUCACCAACAUCUUAAACUCACUUAAGUUAAGAUUUUAAAAAGUUUUAAAUAAAUCUUCAUAGGCCUUUCGAUAGUAAUAAUAAUUAAACUGCUUCUUCAUUUGGAUUAAGAAGACAGCCUUCAAUAAUCUAAGUAAAAUAAUAAUUUUACUCUAGAUAAAAUAGCAUGGGAUCAUUAAAUAUUGAUGAAAUUUAGCAGAACAAAUCAUAAGAUUUGCAUAUUCACUUAAAGCGCUAAGAAAGUAUUUAAAAUUAAUAUCCUAUAUCAUAAAAAACUGAACACUGUUAGGGAUAAUUUUCAUUUCAGGAGCAAGGUGAUGAGCAAGCUAAUCUCCUCCCAAAUUACAAUUAAGCAGGAGCCUUUACAUUUGGACUGCUUAGUUUACCCACAAAAAAUUAAGUAAAUAAUAACAACGUCACUGAAGAUCCUACCCCUAAGAUGAAAUCAUUGCAAUAAUCGCUGCAAGGGACUGAAAGAAAAAGAGAACUAAGUAAUGAAUAUAACUAAAUUGCAAAUAAUAAAAUAAAAAGAAAUCUAAAAUCAAGGUCAUUACAUACUAGCAGUGAUCAAUCAUUUCAAAAAAGUGCUUUGAAUAGAUUAAAUGAAAAAAUUUUAAGUAGAACUCUAUCAAAUAAACAAAAAUAAUUUAUUCCAAAAGGUGUUUUCUAAACUAAUGAAUAAAAAAAUAAAUUUAUCAACACUGAUGAAACUCUAAAUUAGCCUACUACAACUAUUGGCUUAUAAACUACUUAGAACACUAUCCCUAAUUAUAACGAAGAUAAAAGUCUAAGCAUUUAUAGCACUUCUACAGAUGUUGCUAAAAUAUACAGGUCAGCGAUCACUUCAAUUCAUUCUCAAGCUACGUCUUAAAACACUUUUAAAGGAAAGAAUAGGAACUCAUAAAAUCAUCAAAAAAGUAGAUCAAUACACUAUGCAUUUGGCUCAGCUUCAAAUUACUCAAGCCAAGCAAAUUCUUAAACAGGUUUUAAAGUAGGUGUAUUCUAUGUACCAAACAAGUCUUUUUAAUACAAUUAUUUAAUGCAACCUUAAUUAAAAACUAACUUUGAAAUUUAAAGGUAAACCUCAAAAUCUUUUCAUUAAAACUCUUAAAUUGGUUUGAAGAAUAAUUUAAAUAGUUAAUUACCAGCAGAAAAUGCUUCAGCAGUAUUCCUUUAAAAUGAUUAACAAAAGGAUGUUUAAAAUAGUAACUAUAAUAAUAAUGUAGUAAACUAGUAAACAACUUAAGAAAAGCCAAAAGAGCUUACUAAAGCGCAAUAAUAGCUGAUUUUAUAAAUUAAGUAAACAGAAGAAAUCGUAAAAAAAUAAAGGGAAGAAAUGAAGAAAACGAAUUAAAAAAUAAUUUAAGUGAACAAUUAUACUUUAGAAAUAAGUGAUGACUCAUAUUUUAAUUAAUUCAUGCCAUCAAUUUCUAAUAUUCAUCACUAUGAAAAUAGUGAUAGCAAUAGAGUUGAUGAUUUAUCUUUAAGUUAGAUGAAAUAAUAUCUUCAAAACAAUAAGUAAGAUCAAAAUGAUUAAGAAUAAAUAAAUUCUUAGAAUGCAAAUGCAGCUUCUAAUCCAAAUCAGCAAAUAUCUAAAAUUUUUAGUAAUUAGUAGCUAGAUUAAAAUAACAUUUCAUCUAACUCUAUUUAAUCACUUCCUUUUAAUUAAAUUGACUUAUCUUAGAUUUAAGUAAACAAUCCAAUUUAAAUUGAAAUUUAAACAUCUUCUAUCCUGUCUACUUAUGAGUAACAAGUUUCUUCUUAGCAUUUAUUUAGAAGAGUUUCUUCUAAUUUAGAGAUUUAGAUGAGAGAUAUAGAUAAAGCAUAACCCUUUUCAUAAAAAGAUCUGUAAGUCGUAGAGGAAUAAGCAGAAGAGAAUUAGUAGCAUAAUGUUCCAGCCCAAAAAAUCAAAGAUAUCUAGAAAUUAGAUUCUUUAUUUAGAAGGUAAUAUAGUAGUAAGAGAUUAACUAAGCUAAAUAACUUGUAAAAUAACGUUGAUAAGAAUGAAUAAUAAAAAUCAGAGUAAAUAGAUAAUGAAAAGGGUUAAUAGGAAGAUACUAAUUAGGCAGAAGGAUAGUUUUUAAUUAAGGAUUUUUUUAACGAUAGCUCUAAGAUUGCACCAAAAAAUGUUAUGGAUUCUUAGUAAACUGUUUCUCCCUUACUUUUAUUUUAGUAAAGAAAUACAGAAAUUAAAUUUAUAGAAAGUCCAGCAAUAUCAUAAGCCGAAUCGAAUGAGACAAAGCCAUCAAUUAUAGUAAGAAAUAUGGAAGGUGAUGUUAUUGAAAAACAUUCAAACUUAUCUGUAUUGUAAAAUGGUCCUGAGAGCUAAAUCAGCAAAUAAAAUAUUAUUGAUAGACAACUAAGCUUAAAAGAACAUGAUAAAGCGCUGGAGUAAAGACUUGGCGUAUUUUAAAAGUAUUUAAAUAAAAAGAAUGAGGAGUAAAGAUCAAAAAGCUAGCAAAAAAUUAAUAAAGGCACUGAAAAAUAGGCUUAAUAUUAAAAGCUUUAAUCUUACAAAAUAAUGUCUCUAGAAAACAUAGAAGAUAUGUCAUUAAAUGAUCAAAGGCAGCAAGACUCUAUUCCAAAUCCGAUGAUUGACAGCUUAUAAAGUAUUUAGGAUAUCUCAGUAAAAAGGAAAGAGCCUAUGAAAUUUCAAACUUUAACAGAAGAACAACUUUUAGAAGAUCUUUAAACUCCUCAAACUUAAAACUAAAUCAAUAAUCCUAAGAAAAGCAUUUCUGGUUUUGAUAAUAUUACUCAUUAAAAAAAAUUUACCUUUAAUGUAGACGUAAGAAAUAAUUAGUAAUUUUUUAAUACCAAUUCAGAUUAAAGAGUAUAUGAAGAUGCCAUUUCUCCGAUAUUAAUGAAAUCACAAACAAAAAAUGAUAUCUAGACGAUGUAAAAUUAUGAUGAAAUUAUUAAUCCGAUCUAAUCUACAUCAAUCCUUAACUAAGAUUUAGAUGAUUCGAAAUAAAAAAUAAGUUAAAAAGAUAAUUCAUAAGAGAAUAAUAAGAUUUUUUCUUAACAAAAAAUUUAACAUGAUUAAUUCUUUCUCCAUAGCAAAAGCUUAGAACCUCAAAUUGAUGGGACUGGAUAGUAAGAAUAACAAUAAAUACAUAAUUAAGAAGAAAAAUCAAAAAAUGAAAACGGAGGAGAAUCAUAAAGCAGCACAAGACCUUAUAUUUAACCUUUAUAGUUUAGAAGAGUUUUUAAUAGAAAUAGCAUAAGGCAUUAGAGCUAGCAAAACCCAAGCACUUAUCACUAAGGUAGUGAUUUAUUUACUGCUAAUAAAUUUAAAAAUAAAAAAAGAGCUAGUUUUAUUCAAUUUUUGAAAGAAGAAUAGAAAAAAUAAAUUUUACAAAACGUAAAUGAGCCCUAAACUUAAGAAAAUAUAACAUAUUAAAGUAAUAACUAAUUUAGUUAAUCAGGUGAUUAAAGUUAUGAUUCUUAAAAUAAACACCCAUUUUAAAGAAAAGUAACUAAUGCUUCCAAUAAUAGCGAGUAGGUGUUUGGAACAAUUGAUGGAAAGCUGAAGAUUCCUUUAGUACAAAUGGAUUAUGAUUUUGAUAGAUACUCUGAAAUUUAAAGAGAAUCUACACCAUUUUCUUACACAAGGAAUGAGAAUUUGGCAAAUACAAAUAAUGUAGAUGUAAAUAGCAACAAGAAUAUUUAUAAUACAUAAGCUCACACUACAUCAAAUAUCUAUUAGUAAGAAGAGGUAAGUUCAUUUAAUCAUGGUUUGAAUACUAUAAUAGAGCAGCCAUCUUAGCUUAAAUUUGGAGGUGCCCAAAUGUUUAAUAAAAUGUUAAAUAACUUUGAAUUAGAUUCUAAUAACAAUACUAAAUAAAAGAGACAAAGCUUUUCUUAAACUUAUAAUACUACACAUCCAUAACACUUUUCUGAUGCAGUUUAAAACGCUUAGAGCAGUUUACAAUAGCAACUAAUACUAACUUCACCUGCUUUAACAAGCAACAGUACAAAUAGUAUACCUAAUUAUAAUAUAUAUAACACAAGUAUUAAUUUAAACGCCAACGAUAGUAAUAUAUUGAAUCGUCUUUAAGCACAAACAAUCAGUUCUAAGCCUGGUAAUACCAGCAGAGCAAAAGCAAAUGAAAGUAUUAGAAGACUUUCGAUUUAAAGCAAUUAAAUGCUCAGCUAAUAACAAAUAUCUCUAAGCUCAUUUAAUGAAAUUCUUAAAAAAGAAGAGAGUUUAAAAGGAAAACCUCAUUUACAAAUUCUUCUUGGAUAGCUAUAAUUAGAUAAAAGAAAUUAAGAAAUUCUGUAAUAAAUUACUUCUUAAAAAAGGCUUACAAUUAAGAAUAUAUUAGCAUCUAUUGAUACUAAAGAGCCUGAGCCUAUAUAAAAAGCUUCAUCUGAGAAAAAAAAUCUCCUCAUGAGAUCAAAGAGAAGCUAUUCAAAUAUAUCAUAAGUAGGUAGGAAAGAAUAAAUAUAGGAAGAGUAAGAAGAGAUAGAAACUGACUAGGGACCAUAGCCAGUUACCACUAAUAACAGACAGGUUAUACAAAGGCAGAGAAGUCUUUUUUAUAAAUAGUAGUAAGAGUAGCUAAAUAAAUUAGCAAAAAAUUAAGAUGAUAGUAUGUCUAGUUAAAUUAGUCAGACCGAGCAAAAGUAAAGUUCGUCUUAAACUUCUAUUAUACGAGGAAAUAAUAACCCUGAAUAAAAUGAAUCUUUAUCAUCAUCUUAAGAUGAAUCAAAGUAUGGUGAUACUUAGAAAAAAUUGUUAGCUGAUGACUUAAAACAGAGCUUAGAAUAAAAAGAAAACUAAAAUUUUUAAGUUUUAAGAGAUUUCAAAGAAAGAAGCAAAAAAAAGAAAUCAUCUAGAUUUAUGCAGUAUAAAUUAGAAUCAAGUAGUGAAGUAAUUGAAGAUUAACCCUCAGUUAGUAAAAAUUUAGAAUUAACUGAUUAACUAAGUGUUUCAAGUGAAGAUAGAAGUGGAUCUAAUACUCCAGAUUUCACUUAAAAAAAUAAAUAAAAAAAAAAAUCUACAUUUUCAGAGGCUCUAUAACUGGCUUUUUAAGGUGAUAAAAGAUCUAGCGUGUCAUAACAGAAUUAAGAAGAAACAAUUAUUUUUUCAAGUGAAAAGUCCCCAAGUUCGAGAUUCCUUUAUUAAGAAGAUAUUAAUGAAAUUGCUGAAAGAGAUUUUAUAGAAAAUAUUCAGAUAGAAGAAAAUGUAAAUGAAAAUUAAUUUGAGCUUUUUAGGUAAAAAUCAAUAAAAAAUGCUUUAGCUAUGAAAAUAGGAAAAGAUAUUAGAGAUAGAAAAAAUACUUCAUAAGAAGAAGAUAUUUAAUAACCAUUUUUACCAAACUUUAAAUUUGUGAGAUUUGUAUCUGGUAAGCCAAUGGUUAUUAGUGUUAUGUAUUAAAUUAAAAAUAUACCAAAAGUUCUUUCAACAUUAAAAAAUGAAAUUAUGAAUGGUAAUAAUGAAAAUGAUGUUUAAAUUAAUGGCAUUGAUUAUAAAUAGAAAGGAGACUAGGAAUCUUUAAAUAGAAGUAUUUCUAUAUCUAAAAAACCGAUCAUCCAAGAAUUUAAGUAAGUGAAUCGGAUAAUAAUGAAGUUAAAUGAUAAUUAAAUAUUUGCCAAGAAAGAGAGUGAAGACGUGUUUAUAGCACAAAUUGAUUUGGAGAUUGAUUAAGAUGUUCAAAAUAAGUUCUAUGACUUACAAAAAAAUAAUUUAAGUAGGAAAGAAUCUUCUAAUUAAAAUGACUCUAAUUUGUAGACAGAUGAGAAAGACUACAAGACAAUAUGGCCUCUAUUUAAUUUUGCAUUUGAGAUUUAUUUGAAAAAACGUUUACCAAAAGUUUAUACUAUCCCAGACCCUCACAGCGAUGAUGAGGAAAAGAAAAAAUCAUCUUCAAUAAGCAAAUACUAUUCCAGAGUUGGAAAAAAGAAGAUUAAGGAUGUUAUAUCUCAGUAUAAAAUGUUUAUUGAGAGACCAGAUAAUACUUCUGAUUUAGUAACAGAAAUUGAUCUUAAAAAUAUUGGAAGUGUAAAAGAUAAGAUUAACCAAUUAAUAAAGCAUUAUGGAAAAAGGAUUAGAAAAGAAAUGGGAUACUCUUUUUAUAUUAGCGAUCAAGACUAAACAAACUCACUCGUUAUGGUAUCACUUCGCAAAUAAAUUGAUAAAUCAAAUAGAAUAUAUUCCAACUUAGUUCCAUUUUAUUCAUGGGAUCUUUCUAAUCUUUAAUAAAUGAAAAAGAAUCUUUACAUGGAAGGUGAAGUCGAUAAAUCAAUUAAGUUAUAAACUUCUUGCUUAAAAGAACCUUCAUAUAGAAAGACAGAGAAUUACAUUAUCUCUAGACACAUAAAAUAUUUGAGUCAAAGAAUCUUAAAAAUAAUACAAUCACCUCCUAUUAUAUUUACCUUCUUCAAAAAAGAUGAAGCGUAAAAGCUUUAUCAGAUAACAGUUAAAAUAAGCUUUAAACCUGGAUCAGAGAAUAUAAAAAACUCAACAUUUACUAAUUUCUCUUUUUAUAUUCUUGGAAAAAAUAUGAAAACUUUAAGAAACUCGAUCCAGCCUUUAGAUUUGCAUGUAGAAGAAAUUAUAGAAAACGAUCCAUAGUUCUCUUAUAUAUAUAAAAUUAUCAGCAGAUUCGCUAUAUAUGAUAGGAUUCCGCGAUAGUGGACUGAGUACAUGAUAAAAUAUUUUGAUAAGCUUUUAAUUUUUAGAUCUUCAGAUAGGUAUAUGAGGUCGAAUUACGAUUACAAGUUAGAAAGUGUUUAUCAAAUAGUGAAAAAAUAAUAACAAUUUGAUAAAGAGUAUAGAUUUAUUGACUAAAUUGAAAAGAAAACAAAAAUAAAUAACUUGAUUCUUAAAAACAUUCUUUUCAAGGAGCAAAUAAGCAGAGAAAACUUUUAAACAAUCUUUGAUGAGAAAUUUAAUGAAGCGUAUGCUCAAUAUUCAAGUUAAAUAAGAUUUAAUAUUUUAGAUAUUGAAGAAAUGCUUUAUGAUGGUACAAAAGAUUUAAAAGAGGUAGAAAUUGAGUUUAUUAAGUAAGUGAGCAAAAAAUUUACAGGCCUCGAAAAAGCUGGUCCUAGAGUUGAAAAUGUAACUCAAUAAGAUAUGAUAGAUAACUCUGCUAGUCAUAUAAUUUAAUAGUAAAAGAUUACUAAUUAUAUGAAAAAAGAAAUGGAGACAAUUGUUAGAAGAAUAACAGAAUAAUUUAAAAAGAAUUAAAAAUCUGAUAUAUUUUGCAAUAAGAAAAGUUUAAGGGUAAUUGUUAUGAAUUUAAAAGAAAGUGGAAGAAAGUUUUGGGUUUACCUCUAAACUAAUGGACAAAAUUUAGUUUUAUUUGUUAAAUGUUAGAGAGAUAGAGAGAGUUACAAAUAUAAAAUUAAAAAUUGGAAGUAAAAAGAAUUAAUUUUAAAUAUUUUUAAAACAAAAUAAACUCAUCCUAAUACUUGCUAUACGAAUUUAGAACAAAGAAAUUAUCAUGCUUAUAGAUAAGUUUAUUAACAAAUCUAGCAGUAAUCUAAAUAAGAUGAAUAUGUAGUAAGGAAUGUUCUUUAUCUGAGAGAUUAUUUAAUUAAAAAUUUUUUCAAGAGAUAGAUUACUUCACAAGGAUUUAGAUUAGUUCCUACUAAAUUCAAUGAAAAUAAUUUAAAGAAUAAUUUAAAUUUAGAUAGCUUAAAUACAGUAAAAGAUCAUUUGUUGCUAAGCUAAAAAGAGUUACUGAGAUAUUAUUUAGAAAUUACUUCAUGCUUUGUUAGAAAUAUAAAGUCUUUAGGAAAAACCACAGUUAUACUAAAGGCUUACAGACUAGGUAAUGAUGUACAAUCAAAGCUGGAUGGUUUAUAAUGUCUAUUUUUAUUUAGUCUAAUCCCUUAUGAAUCAAGAACAAAAAUAUUUAAAUUCGUCAUGAAUUAUUUAGACGUAGUGAAACUCAACUAAAAAAUAGGCUAGCAGAUUUUAAACAAUUUCGAUUUAAAUUCUAUCAGCAAGUUGAUUGACUUCAUUAUUAGCUCAUUCUCUGUUCUGAAGACCUACAUAGGUUCAAUACCAAUAUUCUCAUAUAUUGAAAAAGAGUAAAUUGUAGGCAACGAGAGAUAAGUUUAUUAUUCAAUUGUAAAAAAAGAUUCUAUAAGACUUCAUAAAGUUUAAAAACUAUACCCUUAGCUAAGUGCUAAAGAUAUAUUUAAAAAAGUAUACAACAUAAACAGCAGUUUUAGGAACUCAAAUUCUAAUUUCAACAAUAGAAGAAGAAGUGAUCAAAUUAAGGUCGGAACUAUGAAAUUUCGUUAUUUCUAAAAUAAAUUUUAUAAAGAUGAAUACGAGUUUUCCAAGCACAAUAAAAAUAACUCAUUUUUAGAGGAUUCAUCAUUUUCUACCAGAAUUAUUUUUUAGCAACCUAAGUUGUUUGGAACUGACUGGGGACUUGUUACGAUCUUAAAAGAUAUUUAAGCUUAGUAGUGGAGCAUUAAAAUUUAUAUUCCAAAAACAUCUAGAACUUUAAACUGUAAAAUUUCCAAUUCAAACUUUGAAAGGUGCAGUUCUGAAUUUAUUAUGCAAUGCAUUACUAAUUAGCUUAUGUUUUUUAAUGAUAACCCGAAGUUUUAGUCAUUUUAGAACUUUAUUGAUUUUGAGUAAAGAAUGAAAGCUCGUUUCUAUAACAUUGGAAGUAAUAAUUCAGCUUUGAGUAUAAUUUUAAAUCCUAUCAUUAAGAAAAAUUUUUGUUUGUUGCCAAAUCCAAAUAAUAAGUUUAAAUUACUUGUCUAAAAAUACAAGCAUAUCUUGCUUGAAAAUUCUUAGCCAAAGUAUGCUGAUACUUCAAAAUUAAAUUCUGUGAAAAAAAUAUACAAAAUAAAUAAGUUCUUAGAUUUAACAAAGAAGAUGGAUGAUAGUUUCUAAAUGCAUUUAUACGAUUACAGAUAAUUAUUUCUAUAAAGAUUCAUCGAAAUCUGGAUUUGGUAGAUGAUGUUGAAAAAAUGUCACUUUCGUAUAAAUCACUAAAAUCUAGAUUUGUAUAUGCAUUUUGGUAGUACUAAGCUUUCUAUUAAUGAGCUAGUAUUAUAUAGUUAGUAUAAACUAAAUGAGACUAACGAAUUUUAGACAGAAAUUUAUAUUGAUUUAAUCAAAGGUUUUCAUAGUCUUUAGAGAUAAAAGCCUCCUAAAGACGAGGAUCGAAAAGAAUUUACAAACACAAGAAAGGCUUUAGUUGACCAUUAUUUUAACAAUAUGGACUAUCUUGCUCAAGAAUCAACUUCUAAAUUCAAUUUUCAUUUAAUAAAUUACUCUAUCCGUACUUAAACAACUAAGGUUUUUGACAUAAACUUACGAGAAAUAUUAAAUUUGUAUAUUGCUGAAGGCUUUUCUAAAUUGCAUACAGGAUAUACAAGUUCAAAAGUUACUUAUAAUGAUUUAAGAGAGCUUUGCAGUUUUAUAAUAUUUAAAAUUAGAACUUAGAAUUUCUUAGAUCUAGCUAUUAAUGAAAAUGUUACUGUUAGAGCAAAGCAAAUUAGUGUAGAAAAGAAAACUGUUGAAAGAUAGAAUACAUAAUCGCCAAGAAAAAAUGGUGUAAAUACAGAAUAAAAAAAUUUACCAAGAGUUAGUAUUAUCAGUAACAUUAUGAAUAAUCCAAAAAAUAAAAAUAAUUUUGUUGUAAAUGAGAAAAAGAAAUCACUUUUUGCUGCAAGCAAUGAUAAAAGUAGUCCUAAUUCUUAAUCUUCUAAUAGCUAACACAGAAAAUCUAUUGUUGUCCGUCAUAGAUAAAGUAUAUUUGAUCCGAACUAAAAAAAAGUAAAUUUUAAUGUGGUAAGUAACACUGAAGGCGUAUCUUCUCCAGGAGGUUAAAUUUUAGGUGGAAUAAAGAGAGUUGAUAGCGAUUUAUCAAAGUUUAGCAAUUUCAAUAAAAGAAAUUCAAUAGUGGGAUCUUUUAAAUCUGAUUCAGAAUAUUAUUUUAACAUGCAUACAAUAAAUUAAAAUAGUACAGAUUUGGAUGAAUCAAGAUUAUCAGAAAAAUCUUCAAUUUUUAUUUAUGACAGCAUAAUUGAUAUUAAAAAUAGAAUUAUGAUUAGAAGCUAUUUCUAUACAAAUGAUGAAACCUUUGUGAUUAAAAUUUUUUAGUGUGGUUCUGGAUUUGCUUUUACAAGGUUUUUGAAUAUUAGCUAUUUUGCUAAAAAAGAUGGAUUCUUUUUAUAGUAUCUAAAAGCUGAGCUUUAUGAAGAAAUCAUCAAAAGAGCUACAAGGACUAUUAAGCUUAAAAUGUAUGUUUACUUCUGCAUUUAGCAUAAAAUUGCUUUUAACUAAAAUAUCAUAUUGUCAUGA
Tetrahymena thermophila SB210 is the source of this 12042-nucleotide messenger RNA. RefSeq names its product transmembrane protein, putative. The transcript is spliced from 13 exons. NCBI's taxonomy places the organism in Eukaryota, Ciliophora, Oligohymenophorea, Hymenostomatida, Tetrahymenidae. The record is from RefSeq and is a predicted model, not a curated record.